AUGAGGACACCCAGGAGCUGCAAGGCAAAUCAAAGGGAUUCUCUUCAACCCAAUUUAGACAUCAAGGAUAUUAAAAUCCCACACCGAUGUGCUCAGACAAGUCAAAUCACUUUUGUUAGCUGUAGGCUACUUGUACAGCAAUUUACCUGUGAAGUCACUGACCAUAAGAAUACAGUGUACUCACCAGAUGAUGCUGUCCUUGAAGAAACAGAACAAGCCUCGGAGAUAUGCCAGGUUACUGUCACAAGAAUAAAGAAUGAAGCCCACGGCCAAGCCACAAGACCGACAGAGCCUUGGGCAGCAAAACUUUUGAUUUCAAGUGAAAACUACAUCCCUAGAAAAGCUUUCUCCAUCCGAAGCGUGAAUAGGCACAGAAGUCAGCUGGGAGUUUGCCAAGCCCCUCGGAACCCGCCGCGCACAAGCCGGAGGAGCUCCCGGCCUUGCCGGAGCCCGGCUUUGUCCGCACGAUUUACCGCGGCGGCCGCUCACGGCAGGCCCGAUGCCAGCAGCUACGGGAGUACACACCAUUCCAGGAGGGCUCCCUCGAGGCCGACCAACAGCGAGUCCUCCCAGGUCACAUCGCUGGUGACCUCUGAGGAGAAAGAGAGAGAGACGCGCUGCAGCCGAGAGCCUCCGGACCAAGCGUUGAAAUACGCCGAGCUCCAGCGCAUCGCCAAGGCCGCCGGGCUGAGGGCCAACCUUCGGGCAGACAAAUUGCUGGAAUCAUUGAGGCAACACUUUGAAGGGACAAAAGAAGAAAGUGAAAAUAUGGGUCCUGUAAAGAGUGAAUCUGCUUCCAUUAAAUCGGAUGAACUGAGCAAUCAGGAGGAAAUUAUGUCUGAUUCAGUGUGUUUUAUUACAAAAAGAGGUGGUAAAAAUAAGAAAAUAACCAGGAAAAAGAGGAACUCCCAUGAGGAAAGUAAUGCCAUUGAAGAAAACCCAGUGCCUUCUGAUGAGAAACAGGUGCAUUCUGAAAUGAAAGAAAAUGGAGUGCCUCAGGGUGAGCACAAAAAGAGACAGAAGGUAUUACAAAACAAAAACCAAAUAACUGAAGAGAGAGAUAUUGAGAAUACAGAGAUGGGUACUGGACAGAAAAAACAAGCAGAAAGGACUUCUACUAAAGCAGGUAAUGCUCAUCCUGCAGGAGGGAAGAUCCCUGUACGUGUAGGCCAUGCAUCUAGGUCUGCAAGAACAGGAAUGACAGCUACCACUCCAAACUUUAAGAAGUUGCAUGAGGCUCAGUUCAAGAAAAUGGAAUCUAUUGCUGACUACAUUGAGAGGAAAAAAAAACUGAAUGAGAAUUGCAGCACAGUCAAGGUGCUAACCAGAAAAUCAAAUCCCUUGAGAUCAUCAGACAAAGACACUCCACAUUCCAAGAAACAAGCCAGUGGCAAAAGAUUUUUAUUCAGCCCAAAUCCAGAGAGAGGCAGAUUCUCCAACACCUGCACUCCUAGUAACUUCCGGCGCUCACCACGCAAUUCUCUGAAUGCUGCUAAUCGGAGUAUUUUAUCCCAGAAAUCUUCAUUCCAUCCUUCUGUACUUUCAACAUCCAAAAUGAAUGUCAGGUUCUCAGAAGCCACAAAAGAUAAUGAGCACAAACGCUCUCUUACCAAGACUCCUUCUCGAAUGUCUCCAUACAUGGAGGAGAUCUGCACGCCUGACACUCAGAAGAGCUGCAAACUGAUAACUCAGAAGAACAGCAAGGGAAAUAAUGAUCUGACUGCAUCAAAGGGUAAAGUGGAUGUUCUUACCCCCUUCAAGUUUGGAGCUCAAUCUGUGGAACCCUCAAGUGGAAAGAAGACAUUCGAUCUCAAAGCAAGUCUUUCUCGGCCGCUUCGGUAUCAGCCACACAAAGGACGACUAAAACCGUGGGGAGAACCUAAAGAAAAUGCUGUUCUCAGUAGAUCUGGUGGUAGCAAUAUCUGUUCACAUAAGAAAAAUUACAAACAGCCACAUCUCCAGACAAGGGAAGAAAGGCGUGAGACACUUGAGCAAGACAGAAAAAAGAAAAAGGCUCACACUCUUGGAAAACGUAGAGGCCUAUCUGUGUCUUAGGAUGAAUAAGGAGUAUCUAAGACAUCACUGUAAAUACUGUUCUUCUCAUGUAAAGGCUUGUGCUGUCCCUGUAUGGUUCAGGUUGCUUUUAGCUAGUGGAAUCUAGAGAGCAGCAAUUAAUGAGACCUUGUAAUGUGCCCUGAGCAUAAUGUUUCUGUGAUUAAUUUCUCCACUGAGAUGAGAAUUCUAAACUUUCAAGGGCUUAGAACUCUCUUGUUGCUUCAUAUUUUCAUUUAACUAAUUUACUUCACUUAAAGAUGUUAAAGAAGAAAAUAUGAGUGGAAAAAAGAUGCUCAAGAAGCCUCCUUGCAACUGAGGAUAGACUUGUGCAUCGGAGUGCACUUGUUGCAUGCUAGAAUGCAGGCUUUGGAUAGCAAGCUUCAAAAUGUUAGUAUUCAAAAUGACCAGAGUUGGAAGUACCUGUUUGCCAUGUUCUCUAGAUCAAUCCUUAAAUUCUCUAAGUUACAGCAAUUAUUCAGCAUUUCUAAUUGCAUCCUUUGAAAUUAUGUUUCAUAAGAGAAGAAAAAAUAUGGAAGCUCUCUGGAAAACUAAUGCAUAACAUAAUUGUAAACUAACUUUUUUUAAAAAAGUCACAACUGAGUUUACAAAUUGCCAUCUGAAUGCUUUGAGCAGUUUUUUGUUCUUUCUGUGGUUAAUAAAACUCUCUUGCUUUUCAUCUCUAAGAUGCUUAAAAGAGGUUUUAAGUGUUGAGGCACAUUCAAUACCUUGGUUUUAAAAGCAGUUGUUAUUCUUACAUUAAAAAAAUACAUUAGAAAAGUUGUGUGGAUUGGAUAGGGAUAGAACUAGAAAGGUAAUUUAGCAGUUGUUUUCGGCUGUUGAGCAAGUAAAUGUUUCAC
Messenger RNA from Cyanistes caeruleus (blue tit), 2912 nucleotides. RefSeq names its product nucleolar and spindle associated protein 1 (gene NUSAP1). Gene Ontology annotation, cellular component: nucleolus; microtubule; mitotic spindle. Lineage: Eukaryota; Metazoa; Chordata; Aves; Passeriformes; Paridae. Gene Ontology annotation, molecular function: microtubule binding. Gene Ontology annotation, biological process: mitotic cytokinesis; establishment of mitotic spindle localization; mitotic chromosome condensation. The record is from RefSeq and is a predicted model, not a curated record.